Messenger RNA from Closterium sp. Naga37s-1, 849 nucleotides. Lineage: Eukaryota; Viridiplantae; Streptophyta; Zygnematophyceae; Desmidiales; Closteriaceae. The record is from the annotation of a GenBank genome assembly.
CACAGCACCUCCUGUGCCAACUCCAACGCUAUUCGCCCCAACGCUAUUCGCCCCAACGCUAUUCGCCCCAACGCUAUUCGCCCCAACGCUAUUCGCCCCAACGCUAUUCGCCCCAACGCUAUUCGCCCCAACGCUAUUCGCCCCAACGCUGUUCGCCCCAACGCUGUUCGCCCCAACGCUGUUCGCCCCAACGCUAUUCGCCCCAACGCUAUUCGCCCCAACGCUGUUCGCCCCAACGCUGUUCGCCCCAACGCUAUUCGCCCCAACGCUAUUCGCCCCAACGCUAUUCGCCCCAACGCUAUUCGCCCCAACGCUAUUCGCCCCAACGCUAUUCGCCCCAACGCUAUUCGCCCCAACGCUAUUCGCCCCAACGCUAUUCGCCCCAACGCUAUUCGCCCCAACGCUAUUCGCCCCAACGCUAUUCGCCCCAACGCUGUUCGCCCCAACGCUGUUCGCCCCAACGCUAUUCGCCCCAACGCUAUUCGCCCCAACGCUCUUCGCCCCAACGCUCUUCGCCCCAACGCUAUUCGCCCCAACGCUAUUCGCCCCAACGCUAUUCGCCCCAACGCCAUUCGCCCCCACGCCAUUCGCCCCCACCCCAUUCGCCCCCACCCCAUUCGCCCCCACGCCAUUCGCCCCCACGCUACCCCGUUGAUGACAAACCCUCCACUGUCCAACCCGUCUCCGGGCUGGGAGGAGGGGUUGGAGGAGGGAGGGGGGAAAGGGAAUGAAAGGACGGAGGGCGAGGCGAGCAGGAGGAAGGAAUUGAUUCACAGCAUUCAAGAUGAAGCCACCCAACCCAUUCAAGAUGAUAGCCUUGAAGCAGUCCAACCCAUCUCCAGGCUUUAA